Amaranthus tricolor (Joseph's coat) is the source of this 2404-nucleotide messenger RNA. Its product is annotated as probable alkaline/neutral invertase B. Gene Ontology annotation, molecular function: endo-alpha-N-acetylgalactosaminidase activity; sucrose alpha-glucosidase activity. The record is from RefSeq and is a predicted model, not a curated record. Gene Ontology annotation, biological process: sucrose catabolic process. The transcript is spliced from 5 exons. Bases 347 to 2032 code for a protein of 561 amino acids. Lineage: Eukaryota; Viridiplantae; Streptophyta; Magnoliopsida; Caryophyllales; Amaranthaceae.
AAAAGGGGUUAUACAAAACUUCACUUCCUAUCAAAUUUAUCAACCAAUCCGCGUCAGAUUCCCCAUUUACACUCCAUCAUACAGGAUUUUACUACACAUCAUCCCAUUCCCAUUCCCAUUCCCAUUCCCAUUCCCAUAUAUAAAAACUAACUAAAUAUGUAUAUAUAACCCACAACCCAUUUAAUUUUUCCUCUCAUUUAUUAUCCCAUUAAUUUCCUCUGUUUAAUUGGUUGAGGAGUUUCUUCUUCUACAGUUAAGUCUCUAGGAGGGUUUUGGUGUUUUUCUCAUUUUUGGUAUUUACCCAUUUCCUUAAAAUCUGAUUUUUGAGGAAUACUCAAAUACCUAAAUGUCUCAAAAUGGGGGAGCUAGCACAAGUAGUGCAAUUUUUGAGAUUUUUGAUGAUGAUUUCUCAAGGUUUUCUGAGAAACCUACACCCAUAAAGACAGAAAGGAAGAAAUCCUUUGAUGAGAAGUCUUUUAGUGAAUUAUCAAUUACUAUGUCCCCUAGACCCUUUUACAGAAAUUCAGAGAAUUCGUCUCGGGUUUUCGAGCCUGUUGAUAGCAUAUAUUCAUCAGGAGGAAGGUCUGGUUUUGAUACCCCUAGGUCUGAAAAUGGGUUUGAGACUCAUCCUAUUGUAUCUGAGGCUUGGGAGGCUUUGAGGAGGUCUAUUGUUUACUUCAGGAAGGAACCAGUUGGUACUAUUGCUGCUUUAGACCAUUCUGAAGAAAAGCUCAAUUAUGAUCAGGUCUUUGUAAGAGAUUUUGUUCCGAGUGCGUUGGCCUUUUUAGUGAAUGGGGAACCAGAUAUAGUCAAGAACUUUCUCGUGAAAACAUUGCGCCUCCAGUCAUGGGAGAAGAAGGUUGAUCUAUUCAAGUUAGGGGAAGGUGUCAUGCCUGCUAGUUUUAAAGUACAUCAUGAUGCAGUUAGGAACACGGAGACAUUAGUUGCCGAUUUUGGUGAAGCUGCGAUUGGACGGGUAGCUCCUGUGGACUCCGGUUUCUGGUGGAUCAUUUUGUUACGUGCUUAUACUAAAGCGACUGGAGACUCGACACUGGCUGAUUUGCCCGAAUGCCAAAGGGGUAUCCGUCUUAUCUUAGGCAUUUGUCUUUCCGAGGGUUUUGAUACUUUCCCGACUCUUCUUUGUGCAGAUGGGUGCUGUAUGAUUGAUCGUAGAAUGGGUAUUUACGGGUAUCCCAUCGAAAUACAAGCUCUCUUCUUUAUGGCAUUAAGGUGCGCCUUGCAAUUGCUAAGGCCCGAAGGAGAAGGAAAAGAAUUUAUCCAAAGAAUAGUAGAGCGGCUUCAUGCCUUGAGCUAUCAUAUGAGGAACUACUUUUGGCUCGAUUUGAAGCAACUCAAUUGCAUUUAUAUGUUCAAAACCGAAGAGUAUUCCCACACCGCUGUCAACAAGUUCAAUGUGAUGCCUGAUUCACUCGAAGAUUGGGUAUUCGACUUCAUGCCAAAGAAGGGGGGUUACUUCAUUGGCAAUGUUAGCCCAGCACGGAUGGAUUUUCGAUGGUUCUGCCUUGGGAACUGUGUUGCGAUCUUGUCUUCUAUGGCAACCCCAGAGCAAGCCUCCGCGAUUAUGGACCUUAUUGAAGCUCGUUGGGAUGAAUUAGUCGGUGAAAUGCCUCUUAAGAUUAGCUAUCCGGCCCUGGAAGGUCAUGAAUGGCAGAUAAUUACUGGGUAUGAUCCGAAAAAUACUCGAUGGAGUUACCACAAUGGUGGUUCUUGGCCAGUUUUACUGUGGCUCCUCACAGCAGCCUGUAUAAAGAGUGGAAGACCACAAAUUGCGAAAAAAGCAAUCGAGCUCACAGAAACUCGAUUGUUAAAAGACGGCUGGCCAGAAUAUUAUGACGGAAAAGCUGGUCGUUACAUAGGAAAGCAAGCGCGAAAAAACCAAACAUGGUCGAUCGCAGGAUACUUAGUUGCAAAGAUGAUGUUGGAGGAUCCUUCUCAUGUAGGGAUGGUCUCUCUUGAAGAAGAUAAACAUAUGUGUCCUCAAAUUAAAAGAUCUGCAUCUUGGAAUUGUUAACGAACAUGCAUUUAUGUUUGCCAGUUUGCCAUUUUGUAAGAACAACGAGUGCAACAUUUUCAGUGAUUUUUUUUAGCUACUUUUGUGAGAGACUAUUUUUCGGUGAAAUGAUUCAAAAACAAGGAGUCUAUAUGUUAAUAAUUAUUUUAGCUGAGUUAUUCAACUCAUGUAUGCGGAAUGUGUCACGGUGAGACUAUUUCACGCAAGAAUUUGUGAUCUUCUUUUGUGAUUAUAUGUUAGAUGAAGUUGGAUUUUGGAUUGUAUACUCCAACAUCUUGAACUCUAGAUUGGAAAUUGGAGUUUUUUUUGGGUACAAAGGUUGAAAGUUUGGACAAACAAUUGAUAUCGAAUAAUAAUUUAACUAAAUAAAAG